Drosophila persimilis is the source of this 476-nucleotide messenger RNA. It is a transcript of the gene Nxt1, whose product is annotated as NTF2-related export protein. The coding region runs from base 9 to 416 and encodes 135 amino acids. Lineage: Eukaryota; Metazoa; Arthropoda; Insecta; Diptera; Drosophilidae. The transcript has 3 exons. Gene Ontology annotation, biological process: protein import into nucleus. Gene Ontology annotation, cellular component: nuclear pore central transport channel. The record is from RefSeq and is a predicted model, not a curated record.
ACAACAAGAUGAACAACGAACUAAAGAUUAAAGUUGAACGUUGUGCUCACACAGCCGAGGAUUUCACGCGCCUUUACUACGCUUCCUUUGACAAUCGUCGCCAUCAAUUAGGACGUCUGUACCUUGACAAUGCAGUCUUUAGCUGGAAUGGAAAUGGAGCCAAUGGACGUCAAAUGAUCGAGCGCUAUUUUCUGGAGUUGCCUUCGUCUAGCCAUCAGAUGAACACCCUGGAUGCCCAGCCCAUACUAGAUGCUGCAGUGGGCAUUCAGCUAACGUACUUGGUAAUGGCCAGCGGCACUGUUAAGUAUCAAGACCAGCCGACUCGUAAUUUUCAGCAGGCUUUCAUUGUAACUGCCGAAGGUGACAAGUGGAAAAUCGCCUCGGACUGCUAUCGAUUGCAGGAAGUGACCCUGUGAUCAAUCCAGGUGCACCUAGUUCAUAAGUUUACACAAAUAAAAGUUAAACUUAACUUGAAA